CUAUUCUCUUCACUCACAAGUCACAACAAAGCAGAGCUUCACUUUAGGCAUUCAACCCUCACCAUGACGUCUAUUUACCGUUUCGCCAUUCCCUUCGCCUUUCUCAUACUUUUCUUUACCGUCGAGCCCGCAGUGGGCACUGCCAGGAAGCUCACCGCUCUGGUGCAGCAACAGCCGCUCGUGCUGAAGUAUCACAACGGCGCUCUCCUGAAGGGCAAAAUCACCGUUAAUCUGAUCUGGUACGGCCAGUUCACCCCUAUCCAACGAUCCAUAAUCGUCGACUUCAUCCAGUCGCUCAACUCACCGCAGGCGCCACUUCCCUCGGCGUCCUCGUGGUGGAAAACCAUCGAUAUGUACAAGGGGGGCUCGUCCACCCUCGUCGUAGGGAAGCAAAUCCUUCACGAGGACUAUACUCUCGGGAAGUCGCUCAAAAAUUCGCACUUGGUUGCUUUGGCCAACAAGGUCAACCAGUUGGACGCCAUCAACAUCGUUUUGACGGCCAAGGAUGUCGCCGUCGAUGGGUUUUGCAUGAGUCGGUGUGGAACCCACGGGUCAAAACCGGUGGGUAACGGGAAAGCCCGGGCCGCUUAUGUGUGGGUCGGAAACUCGGAGACCCAGUGCCCGGGUCAAUGCGCGUGGCCCUUUCACCAGCCCAUUUAUGGCCCACAGACACCGCCGUUAGUCGCGCCCAACGGAGAUGUCGGAGUUGACGGCAUGAUCAUAAACUUAGCCACUCUUCUGGCCGGCACCGUUACGAAUCCGUUUAACAACGGUUACUUCCAGGGCCCGGCUACGGCGCCGUUGGAGGCCGUCUCGGCUUGCACGGGGGUGUUCGGGUCGGGUGCGUAUCCGGGUGACCCUGGUCGGGUCCUGGUGGACAAGAGCACCGGGGCGAGCUACAACGCGAAUGGGGCGAAUGGGCGCAAGUACCUCUUGCCGGCGAUGUGGGACCCUCAAACCUCUGCUUGCAAAACUCUCGUGUGAACGGUGACGUGGCAUCAUAUGUGUCGGAAAUAUAUGUACGCAUGUAAAUAUUGAUGUGGCGGGGUUCGGGGUGAAUGGUGAUGGGGGAAGAUAGGGUUUUGAUAUUUCGUAGACACUCUUUUAAGUUUGUCGUUUUGAGUGACGUGUAAAUUCUCUUUUAAAAAAAAGUGCAAAAACUUUGGAAAUGCGAAAUAAUAAUAAAUAUUUUAAAAAAAUCUGAAUGGAGUUGGAGUAAACAAUGAAGGUGGGGAUUCUUGUAGAAGCGUCUCUUGUGGUUCUGCAGGGCCGUGCCAGUAUUUGAAAUCUGGGGAGCAAAAUUUAGAAAUAAAAAAAUUAAGAAUAAAAUUUAAUUUUUAUUAA
Molecule: messenger RNA, 1344 nt
Organism: Alnus glutinosa
Lineage: Eukaryota; Viridiplantae; Streptophyta; Magnoliopsida; Fagales; Betulaceae
Product: protein EXORDIUM-like 2
Exons: 1
Coding region: 64-984 (306 amino acids)
Source: RefSeq, a predicted model, not a curated record